This is a messenger RNA of Brassicogethes aeneus, 399 nucleotides long. NCBI's taxonomy places the organism in Eukaryota, Metazoa, Arthropoda, Insecta, Coleoptera, Nitidulidae. The record is from the annotation of a GenBank genome assembly.
UUGUUAUAUGGUGUUGUCAUUUAACUGUCAAUUUAGUAAAUAUACCAAAAAAUUAUAGCAUUUCUUUAUUAAAAAUGACUUUUACUCUGUGGAAUUUAUUCGAAGCAUCACUUCUAUGCCUUAAUGCAGUUUGUAUAUUGCACGAAGAAAGAUUUCUACGAAAGAUUGGAUGGAGUGCCAAAAGUACAGAUGUUCAUGGAUUUGGAGAAACUACUUCCACAAAAGCCCAAUUGUAUAAUUUAUUCCAUUCCAUAAGGACAGUAGCCAGAUUUCCACUGAUACUUUUAAAUGUUCUCACGAUAUUAUUUAAGCUGAUUUUGGGAUGAAAAGGAUUUUUUAUUUGUUUAAAUGAAAGUUUCUUAUAUAUUUUGUAAAUAAAACUUUACUUAUAAAAGUGUA